AUGGCUCCGUCCAAGUUGCUGAAAAAGCACGUGCUUCUAAUUGACAACUACGAUUCCUUCACAUGGAACCUCUACCAGUACCUCUGUCAAUCUCCACUUUGCGCCAAAGUUGAUGUUUUCCGUAACGACGAGAUCGACAUCGAAACCAUCGAAAAUAAGAUCAAACCCGAUCUUCUAUUCAUCUCUCCAGGGCCCGGACAUCCUCUGACAGAUGCAGGAGUGUCUAAGGCUGCCAUUGACUACUUUAAAGGUAAGAUCCCCAUUUUUGGUGUGUGUAUGGGACAACAAUGUAUUGUAGAGGUUUUCGGUGGUGAGGUCACAUACGCAGGCGAGAUUGUUCAUGGAAAAACUUCCAAUAUCAAGCAUGAUGGCAAAGGUGUUUUUGCUGGUGUUCCACAAGGCGCAGCUGCCACCAGAUAUCACUCAUUGGCUGGUUUGAGAGGAACUCUCCCCGACUGUUUGGAAAUCACUGCCACUACUUCGGGUACUCCUGAGGUUAUUAUGGGUGUCAGACAUAAGGAAUUUGUAGUUGAAGGUGUCCAGUUCCAUCCAGAGUCCAUUUUGACUGAGGCUGGCCGUAUCCUCAUUGACAACGUGUUGAAGAUGACAGGCGGCACCUGGGCCGAAAAUAACGCGGCCCCAGUCGGAAAAGAAACCAACAUCUUGACUACUAUUUACAAAAAACGUGUUCUGGAUUACGAAGUCAUUGAGGCCUUGCCUGGCAAAUCCUUCUCUGAGUUGCAGACGUCAUUUGAACUCGGCUUGGCUCCUCCAUUGAUCAACUUCUACGAACGUAUCAUGCAUGUCAACAAUAACAAUGGAACCGCUAUUUUGGGUGAGUUCAAGCGUGCCUCUCCUUCCAAGGGCGACAUCAACAUCAAGGCGCACCCUGCCAAACAAGCAUUGUCCUACGCCAAUGGUGGUUGCGCUGCCAUCUCGGUUUUGACCGAGCCAAACUGGUUCAAAGGAUCGCUUGAUGAUUUGGCCUUGAUUCGUAAAGUCAUAGAUGUCGGUGAAAAGCCUGCUGGUUACCUCCGGCCCGCCGUGUUGAGAAAAGAGUUUGUUUUCAGCAAGUAUCAAAUCUUGGAAGCUCGUUUAGCCGGUGCUGACACUGUGCUUUUAAUUGUCAAGAUGCUUAACGAUAGAGAACUCUUGGCGGCUUUGUACGAAUACUCUUUGUCGCUUGGCAUGGUCCCACUUGUGGAAGUCAAUGACAAGGCUGAGAUGGAGGUUGCACUUUCCUUGACCAACAACGGCAACACCAAAGACCCGCUUGUUAUCGGUGUAAACAACAGAAAUCUUGUGACCUUCGAGGUGGAUUUGAAUACCACCUCGUCUUUGGUUGCCAUGACUCAAACCAGCGCCCGUGACGGAGAUGUCAUUGUGUUGGCUUUAUCUGGUAUCAGUAGCAAAGAGGAAAUUAGAAAGUACAAGCAUGAAGACCAAGUUGCUGGCUUCUUGAUCGGAGAAAGUUUAAUGAGGGCUGAGGAGAAGGGUGAGGCUGCCAGCUUUUUACAAGAACUCACAUCUAUCUAG
This is a messenger RNA of Australozyma saopauloensis, 1536 nucleotides long. It is a transcript of the gene TRP3, whose product is annotated as bifunctional anthranilate synthase/indole-3-glycerol-phosphate synthase. The coding region runs from base 1 to 1536 and encodes 511 amino acids. The transcript has a single exon. The record is from RefSeq and is a predicted model, not a curated record. Gene Ontology annotation, cellular component: cytosol. Gene Ontology annotation, biological process: L-tryptophan biosynthetic process. Gene Ontology annotation, molecular function: indole-3-glycerol-phosphate synthase activity; anthranilate synthase activity. NCBI's taxonomy places the organism in Eukaryota, Fungi, Ascomycota, Pichiomycetes, Serinales, Metschnikowiaceae.